AUGAAAGUUUUUCAGUGCGACUUCGAUCUGGUAGCCUACGCAUAUUCAAAUUGGACUUUUAUCAACGGCACAAUCAACGCAGAGGCUUUGGCAUGGUCACCCCUGAAUUUUACUACAACCGAGGCACUUCCGCUUGUAGUCUUCAACGCAACCAGUCAUGAGUUCCCAGAGAGCGAGAACAGGACCUUUUCAGUGAGCAUCUACGAUCUCAAAAGUAUGUAUAGCGUGCUCGCAAGCAUCUUCCAGCGCCGAAGCGACAACCAGGUGUUCUCGCAGUCCAUGUACCAGAACGCGCUCUACAACAGUGCAAACCUCACCGAGACAGCGGAGAAUAUCGCCAUGGCAAUGUCGUUUCGCAUGUUACAGGGGCCAAACGCAACGCUUGUGCAUGGUAGCGUUUACGAAAUGCAGACAUAUAUCCACGUCCACUGGUGGUGGUUGGCUCUGAAUGUCGCUCUGCUGCUUCUUGCCUCUGCACUCCUUGGGACUACGAUCGCCUUGUCUCGCGAGGCAAAUCUGGGGGCGUGGAAGUCGUCGCUGGAUCCGCUACUGUAUGGCGUUGAUUUAGUCGGCAGUGUUCCACUGUCUGCGGAGAAUCCAGGUGUCAGCUUGGAUGAAGACUCGCAAAGUCCGAAGAAGAAGACGAUCAUCCAGCAGUCCAGGUGGUCUGACUCCGCGAAGCUUGCGUUGAUUAUCGAGAUUCUGGAAAAUCUGCAUAUUUUCCAAGUCGCCCGAAGCAGCAGCUUUCAGAGAUUCCACCUGCCCUACGCCGCAGCAUCACUAGCUGCCCGUGAAAAUUUGAGCGAGUCAGCGUCCGAACUCACGAUCCGUUUAAAUGGUUCGGUCGUCUCCCAAUCAAAUAAUUCAAAAAGAAAUCUUCUCCCGAAAUUCCAGCCCGCCUUGUGCAACAGCGGCGAUGGAGCUAUCGGCACAUACUGGCAAACGGCGCCGUCGACUGCCCCUUUUGGGACAGCUGAGUACUAUGGGAAUCUCAACAUUCUCGUGCACAAGGCGAUAUGCAGCGCACAGCUGUUCUACCCAUCGGAGAGUGGAAGCCAGCUACCACUUGGGCGGGAGGGCAACAGCCAGCCUAGAAUGGAUAAGAGGAUAUAUGACACAAAGAAGAUGAGGCGGCCGCGGCCAAGAGUGAUUGGGAUAGGGAAGCGCCGUCUACCUUCCACGGCCUCAUUCCCCGGUACCAGCGACUUGAUGGCAACGGACUCGGACAUCAAAGUACGACGAAGUCCAGAUCCAGCAGCGGAGCCUGUCGAUGACAGCCUGUGCCUCCACAGAAUCAUGAAGAAGCGCGAGGCCGAACGCAAGGCGCGGGCCGACGAGGAAGGAGCAGCUGCCGGCGUGGGCAUUGACAAAGCUACACCCGGUUCCCCUGACGCACUCGCCGAGGGAUAG
Diaporthe citri is the source of this 1410-nucleotide messenger RNA. RefSeq lists its product as uncharacterized. The transcript is spliced from 3 exons. Lineage: Eukaryota; Fungi; Ascomycota; Sordariomycetes; Diaporthales; Diaporthaceae. The record is from RefSeq and is a predicted model, not a curated record. The coding region runs from base 1 to 1410 and encodes 469 amino acids.